AUGAUUGGAGGAGUGAUACAAGUCGCGAUUGAUAGAGGACAAGGAGAAGGGCGCCAAAUUGAAAAACAGACCUUAGUCGGCGACAGAACUGCUAAACCCUCGCCUGUGCAUCUGAGGCGAACCUUCAUUCCCAGGCUCCAAAAGAAGAAUUUGCUUCAGUGGUUCAUGGCAGCAAGAUUACAGAAACUGCAAGGCAAGGCUUGCCAAGCAACAAAAUACGUGGCCGAGCAUGGAACUGCAUUCUACAAGCAGCUAAUGGAGCAGAAUAUACAAUAUGUUAAAAAGCCACCCACCGUGGAGACGUGCAAUGAAUUAUCCAAGCAGCUUCUUUACACUCGUCUUGCCAGCAUCCCGGGACGCACAGAGUCAUUCUGGAAGGAAAUUGAUUACGUGAAGAAUAUGUGGAAGAACAGGCAUGAGCUGAAGGUCGAGGAUGCCGGCAUUGCUGCUUUAUUCGGGCUCGAGUGCUUUGCAUGGUUCUGUGCUGGUGAGAUUGUUGGAAGAGGGUUCACUUUUACCGGUUAUUACCCCUGA
Molecule: messenger RNA, 534 nt
Organism: Striga hermonthica
Lineage: Eukaryota; Viridiplantae; Streptophyta; Magnoliopsida; Lamiales; Orobanchaceae
Source: the annotation of a GenBank genome assembly